UUCGAUUGAUGUUUACAAAAUAUAUUUAUCGUCGUUAUCAAUAGUGGUGAUGCUGUCGAAUGCUGCACUAUCGAAAGCGCGUUAUUUUACGCGUCUCUCGAAGGCGCAAUUCUGCUCGAGUGUUUUAAAAAUCCAGCAUGACCCUGUGCGCUCCGAAUUCAACGUAUUUCUAAACGACCACAAGGCUUACUUGAGUUACACAAUCGACGACAGAAACAAGCGGAUCAGUUUGAACCACACGGAAGUCCCGGAAGUGUUUCGCGGCAAAGGAGUUGGAAAGAAACUGGUUGAGGCUGCUUUUGACCAUGCGAGUCGUGAAGAUAUGCAAGUGAAGAUUGUGUGCGAAUUUGCUCAAGAAUACUACGAGAGGAAUGAGGCAAAAUUAAAACAUAUUAGAAAAGAGGAUUGAACAAUUUAGUUUAUGGAAAUAAAACUGUAUACUAUUAGCUCACUGUACAUUGUUUUAUACCCUUAUAUUCCUUAUCAUUUUAAAAUUUCGUUGUCUUCAUCUAAGGCUGUGUUUGAAAUCGUUUUAGAGAUCAUCAAAAGGGAUCGAGUUCGUACUUAUCACAACAUAUGUUUUCUGCAGGUAAAACCGGUGUGGCGCAUUAACCCAUUAACGACCAAGCCAGUGGCGUAGCGUGGCCGGGUGACACCUGGGGUGAGUUACUAGGGUGUCACACCUUCAUAAUACUUAGUUUUCUUUAUCAAAUGAAAAAUCAAACUUAUCUAAACAAGAA
Molecule: messenger RNA, 740 nt
Organism: Toxorhynchites rutilus septentrionalis
Lineage: Eukaryota; Metazoa; Arthropoda; Insecta; Diptera; Culicidae
Product: protein NATD1-like
Exons: 2
Coding region: 50-409 (119 amino acids)
Source: RefSeq, a predicted model, not a curated record